GAGCCAUGUGGUUGCUGGGAUUUGGACUCAGGACCUCUGGAAGAGCAGUCAGUGCUGAUAACCACUGAGCCAUUUCUCCAGCCCGGGGUGGCUCUGUUUUAUUCCCAUAGUAAUUCGUGGGAAGCAGCCACCACAGCCAGGCCUGUAAGGUGAAAACAUCUAAGAAGACUUGGGGGCAGCAGAGAGGAAGCAGGUGCCUGGGCAAAGUCUGAGGGGUUCAUAGCAAUCGAUCAAUACGGAGGGUAGCCCUCUCAUGUGGCAGCCCAGGGCCUGGAAUCAAGAGAGCAUGGGUGGACACCCUAAGGACUAGGCAAGACACGAGAUAAUGAAAAUGUAGACAUCAGAGGGUCUUUGACUAGGUCUGUUCCCAGAGGGGUAGUUGCGCUCCACGGAACUCUGGACCCAAACACCUUACUAUGAGCGAAACGUAACUUUGGGUGAGAUGGGCGUGGUCGUGCACACCUUUAAUCCCAGCACUCAGGAGCUCUGAGUUUUAGAUCAGCUUGGUCUACUGGCAAGUUUCAGGCCAGUCAAAGUUACUUAGUAAGACCCUAUCUCAAGAGAAACAGACUAAUAAAAACAAUUUUGAAUCUAGAAAUGUGGAACCAGGGGAGUUGGGCAGGAGGUUGCUUCCACAGCUUGAAACACAUGCCGUAUUGCCAGAGGCCCGCCCAGAUAGGCCUGUCUGCAGGUAUUCAGCAACGUUGUUGAAGAGUCUCUCAGUGUGUUUAGAAAGUACAGGCAGUAGAGCGCUUGCCUAGCAAGCCCAAGGCCCUGGGUUCGGUCCCCAGCUCCGAAAAAAAAGGAAAGAAAAAAAGAAAAGAAAGUACAGGCAGCAGUUAUCAGGCGGGCUGUUCUCAGCGGCUAUAUUUGUUUCAGGGACAUUCAGAAGUUUGGGAAGGUGGGCAGGUGCAGGCAUUGACAACAGGAAAAUGAGUUGGCAGAGGGGGUCAGGCAUCCUAAGAAUCUUCCUGGCCUGUAGAGGGCGCUUCUAGUCAGCCCGGAGAUAGGCUGCUGGGUCAAGACUGCAGGCUAAGACCAAAGGGUCGAGUGGUCCCACUGCAGAGCUAGGCCAGGGCUGUGAGGGCCAGAAUGACGGCUAGUGAUGUCCCUAAAAAGGGUCAGAGCAGGGGACCAGGACCAGAGCACUAAGGAAGCUUCACCGGAUGGGCAUCUGGGGACAGAAGACAACUUGGCUUUGUCCUAUAGUUGGCAGGACAAGACAACUGUCCCAAAGGACCAAAGGUAGAGCUGGCAGUUGUAGGGACAGAGGCCUCAGUGAAGGAGAGCGCCCAACUGUCUGGAGCCUGUAAUUCUCUUGGGGCGUUCCCAAUGCAAGAGAAGGGAGCCCCAGAAUCAAUCGGCGUCUGGGGCCAGGAGACCCUCAGUGUAAAGGACCCAAGAGAGCAGGAGGGGCUAGACACUCUAUCCUUACUUGUGAGGCUACUUGGGGUACAAGAUCCGUGAAAGGCCCCACGCUCCGCCCCUCAGAGAAGUGGCUGGUUAGGCGGAGCACAUAUGAACCAGAGAAAAGGCUCUACCGAGGUAGGAGGGAUGGUGGACACGGAGGCAGGGGGAUCGUGGGGAGCAGCUGUAAGAACUCCGGCUGCUUCUACCCGUUUCUCGUCACAUCUCCCGGGACCGACUUCCGGGCCGGAUGGUGUAGGCGCCCUCCCCUACUGCAGGAGAAAUCAAACUGAGACUGGUGGCUGCCGAGCCAAUCCCGGAGCAGAUGGGCCAGCUUCGACCAAUAGCCGCAGUGAAUGUUAAUGAAAACUGACGCGGCGGCGAGCAGUGCUCCAUUCAAAAACAGCAGCUAUUGUCGCCACUGGGCGCGUGCGUCGCCUUGCAGCUUCUGCCCUCUGGUCUUGCGGGUACCGACGCGGGUGGAAGCUGGGCGCCCAUGGCCGUGGCAGCGAUGGCCGGGCGUGGCCGCCUAUCGCACGCUGCGCCCGCGCCUAGCACGGAGGGGCUACCGCGCGCCUUUCUCCAGAGUCUGCGCACCCUCUUCGACAUCCUGGACGACCGGCAGCGCGGCUACGUGCACCUGCGCGAGAUCGAGUCCCGCUGGCAAGGUGCAGACGCACGCGAGCUGCCCUGCGGCGUGCUCGAGGGCCUGCGCCAGGUAGCCCCCGCCAAUGGCUACCUGACCUUCGAGCGUUUCGUGGCGGGCUUGCGCACCUCGCUCCUGAACGCCGAUGGAGGCCCGCGGGAUCAGGCACGCGUCGCGGCCCGGCCUGGGGACCAGUCAUCCCUGCAGCAGCGCCUGAUGUUCGCGCCGGCUGAUGAGCCGCGGACUGUCCUGGAGAGAAAGCCUCUGCCUUCAAGUGCGCGCUCUGCUCCUGCUGGUCCCAGUGGCACCUCCCGGAAUCCUGAGCUGUUGUGUGUCCCGGUGGAGGCGGCGCCCUGCCCCACAGAGCCUGAGCGGCCCCUGAGCAAGACGCUGGAGCGGAUCCCCAGCGCGGAUUCGGGUCCUUCUCAGUGUGACACCCUGCAGAGACAACCCGGCCCACUUCUCCAUCCAGGCAGAGGAGGCGUCAUGGGAGCACCUAGCACACGUGCUGAGGAGUGUACAACAGCCUGCAAGACCCUGGACUUGGGCACAGGUGAAGCCCGGCAGACUCCGAGGGCCCGAGGCGAGCGUCGAAGGCAUACCAUUACCAACGGUGUGGACUGCAGCCUGUUGAAGCAAAUGAAGGAAUUAGACCAGGAACAGGAGGUGCUGCUGCAGGGUCUGGAGAUGAUAGCCCGGGGCCGAGAGUGGUACCAGCAGCAGCUGCAACGUGUACAGGAACGUCAGCGCCGCCUGAGCCAGAGCAGAGCUGCCGCCGACCUUGGGGCUGAAGGGAGCCCCCGCCCUCUGGGGAGGCUGCUGCCCAAAGUACAGGAGGUAGCCCGGUGCCUGGGGGAGCUGUUGACAGCAGCCUGUUCUGGCAGAGUUCCACCCUCGUCCUCCCCCUCAACCUCCCCCUCAACUCCAGUCUGGCAGCAGCAGACCAUCCUCAUGCUGAAAGAACAGAACCGGCUUCUCACUCAGGAGGUGACUGAUAAGAGCGAACGCAUCACGCAGCUGGAGCAGGAGAAGUCUGCACUCAUCAAGCAGCUGUUUGAGGCCCGAGCUCUCAGCCAGCAGGAUGCGGGGCCUCUGGACUCCACUUUCAUCUAGUUGGUUGUACCUCUCUAGAACGAGUGCGCGCAGACUUAGCUCAGCUCCGUGGCGUUGCUGGGAGCCUGUCUUCUGACUGAAGACCGUCAGCUGGCUUAGACCUCAGAGCCCUCGAGCGGUGCUGCUCAGAGAUGUGCUCUGCCUGAAGCUGCUACUUCCCCCCGUUGUGAGGAGUGAGUGGGGGAGGAUCAUCUCGUGUUUACCUGAUCUCAGGCAGCCCGGCAGAGAGGGGGUAUGUUUACAGCUGUCCUGACCCCUCUGGCAGGGGUCCCUGCGAUCACUGGUGUUUAGUAAAAAGUAUUGGUCACAC
Molecule: messenger RNA, 3476 nt
Organism: Rattus norvegicus (Norway rat)
Lineage: Eukaryota; Metazoa; Chordata; Mammalia; Rodentia; Muridae
Gene: Sapcd2
Product: suppressor APC domain containing 2
Biological process (GO): regulation of establishment of planar polarity; negative regulation of protein localization to cell cortex; establishment of mitotic spindle orientation
Cellular component (GO): apical junction complex; cytosol; apical cortex
Source: RefSeq, a predicted model, not a curated record